Messenger RNA from Triticum aestivum (bread wheat), 892 nucleotides. RefSeq names its product S-norcoclaurine synthase 1-like. The coding region runs from base 231 to 713 and encodes 160 amino acids. NCBI's taxonomy places the organism in Eukaryota, Viridiplantae, Streptophyta, Magnoliopsida, Poales, Poaceae. The record is from RefSeq and is a predicted model, not a curated record. The transcript is spliced from 2 exons.
AGUUUCUUGGCCGGGAGCCCUCCUCGCCGCGGGCGCGCCUCCUCUCCGGUGCCCAGGUCCGAUCGGAAGCUGGAGUUAGCUUAAUUAGAAAAGAAUUUUGUCUUAAUCACCAAUUCACCAUGCAUGAUUAGAUCACUCACAGGUUAGGCCCGCCAGCUACCAGUACCCACUAAUCCAUGCCUAUAAAUAGAACUGCCAAAGUGGGAGCUCAACACUGACAGCAAGCAGCCAUGGCUUACAACCAACAAUUCAAGAUACUCGAGGUACCUCCGAUCGUGCAAGAACUGGUGGCCGGCGGCUUGCAGGAGCCACCCGGCCAGUACGUAGUUCCUGAGCAAGACCGUCCCGCUGCGACUGUCUCCGAGAUGCCCGAGCCCAUCCCGAUCGUCGAUCUCAGCCGUAUGUCUUCCAACAGCGCAGAAGAGUUCACCAAGCUGCAAUCCGCCUUGGAGAACUGGGACCUCUUCCUGAUAUUGAGCAAUGGAUUCUUCAAAAGUCCCGUGCACAGGGUUGUGACAAAUGUGGAGAAAGAGCGCUUAUCGUUGGUGAUGUUCUAUACAUUGGACCCAGAGACUGAGAUUGAGCCGGUGUCAGAGUUGGUCGACGAGAAGAGACCGACACAGUACAUGAAAAUGAAGAACAAGGACUACAUAGCAAAAUUUUAUAAAACUUAUGCAACAGGGAAACUAGCCAUCGACAACAUGAAAAUCUGAAUAUGAUUCCAGCAAGCAGAUGUUCAAUAUGAACUAUGGUGAAGUUUCUUCAAUCGAACAGUUUGUAACGAGUUUUUACUCUCAUCCACGAUUUAUAUGUAUGAAGUCCUUCAGUAAACUGACCGGCGGCUUGUGUGGCCGCACCAAACCUUAAAAUAAAAUCAAAAUUGCCGUUUUUA